This is a messenger RNA of Cydia strobilella, 5987 nucleotides long. Its product is annotated as murinoglobulin-2-like. Gene Ontology annotation, molecular function: endopeptidase inhibitor activity. The record is from RefSeq and is a predicted model, not a curated record. Gene Ontology annotation, cellular component: extracellular region. Lineage: Eukaryota; Metazoa; Arthropoda; Insecta; Lepidoptera; Tortricidae.
AGCGCGCCGGUUCCGCUUCCGAAUUUCAAAAAUCGAACGUCGAUGUAAACAAAAGAGAUUGGAACGAAAUUUUGAACAGAUUUAACAAUUAUGAUUUUAUUGGGUGAUUUUCUUUUGUUAUUUACGUGUAUUUUCUGAUUAUUGACAUAAUGAGUAUUGUAGAGUUUUUUAGCGCUUAGUUGUACAAUUAUUGGUAAUGUGUAAAAUGUAUGUGUGUAUGUGUAUUGUGACGAUGUGGUGUGUUUUAUUCAUGUUAGUGUUUGUGUCUGUGCAAUCAAGUUUAAUUCAAGUUAGCGAGGUGGUACAAAAUUAUACAAGCUACCCGUGCACAGACCAGAACCACCUGGUUCUCGUACCUGGUGCCCUCACCGCCGGCAGCAGCAACCGAGCCUGCGUAUCACGGUUCCACUCUGAGGGCCCAGCUCAUGUGACCUUGACCUUGAAGGCUGAGGGCCAGGAGACUAAGGCUACCAGAGAUUUGCCCCCUGGCGAUGGCGGCUGCCUGGAUCUACCCGUUCCUCUGCUACCGAAUACCAAAGCUGAGUUCAUUGUUAAUAUAAGGUACCCUGAGCUCUGCACUUGGGAACGCCGUCUAACCCUCCGCAUAACCAGCGGCAGGGUCGUCGUGCUACAUACCGAAAGGGCCCGGUACCGGCCCGGAGACACCGUCCGCACUCGGGCAUUGGUGCUCAAAGCUGAUCUCGCACCAGUCCAUGGCAGUGUAAGUACACGCAGAUGUAGCUUUAAACUACAUCUCCAGUGGAGAGAUGGACAUGCCGAAAGGGCCCGGUACCGGCCGGGAGACACCGUCCGCGCCCGGGCCUUGGUCCUCAAGGCAAAUCUCGCACCAGUCCAUGACAGUAUUGAAGAAAUGUGGCUCGAAGGUCCGCCCGGUGCGUGGGAAGGGACUCGUGCAGCGCAGUGGAACCGUGUACGGACGCGGCUGGGCUUCGGGCAGAUUCAGCAUGAGCUUGAUGCCCAGGCACCGCCAGGACGAUGGACACUACGGGCCAAGUUGGAGGAUGGCUCACAGGGUGUGACGGAAUUCUUGGUGGGCAACUACGAAAUUCCGCCGUUCCAGCUCAGCGUGAAACACGCGGCCAGGGUGCUCAGAACCAGCGAGCGACUUGUCUGGACUGUGUGUGUUAGGUACCCAUGGACAGAAGCAGUGGAAGGUAUGCUAGUGAUCCGUCUCCGCGGCGCCGGCGUCAAUUUCGCAACAGACUCGACGCCGGGCGUUCGUACGGCUGUCCGUCUGCGUGCUCCGAAGGCCUGCCAUAGACACGCCGUAGCUGCUAGAAGGAUAGGCCUGGAUGGUGGGAGCCCACCUGAUGUGGUUGUCGCUGACUUCUCGUUUCAGGAAGAGGGUACGAGGAUCUGGCAGAACACGACGGUAGUAUCCCAAGUGGUUGACAAGGCUGUCACCCUGCAGUUCCUAACGAAGCACCGAGUAGUCUUAGCCCCAGGGCUGCCCUACAAGUUGAAGAUAAAAGGAACACGCUGGGACGACAAGCCAGCAGCGAACGAGCAUGUCGUCGUCUGUCGUUCACCGGCUGAACGCACCGAGGCGUCAUGUGACGACGCCGUGACGGACGCUAGAGGCGUUGCUAGAGUAAUGUUCACGGUGGACGAUGACGCCAAUGUCUUAUAUAAAUUUCAAGCAACUCUCAAAAACGACAGCAGAACAGCAGCGUCCCCACUAUAUCUGCCAGUUAGAAGAACAGGAUCCAUACACGCUGCGCUCGGGCCCUUGCGCGGCGACGCCAACAUGAGGGGCUUCGUGCCCCUUUACUUGAGCAAGGACGUUGAUACUGCGCUGAGCGUGCAUUUUGUGGUAAUAACCCGCGGUGGUACCAUCUACCGCUGGGGCGUGACCACCCAGUGCCCAAUAUCCUCAUCAACCAAUGACAUACACGCUGCACCAAGAAACAGCAAGUGCCCGCAAGCCCACCAAUCCGAAAGAAGCAGCGACCUACUGAACAGGCAAUUCCACCAAUCAGGCAACAGCAGUGGCUUCAUCCACCAAUCCGAAGGCAGUGAUCUUCUGGAUAGACAUUUGCUGCGAGUCAUGCUGCCGAUUAAGAUGACGCAUCAGAUGUGCCCGGAUAGCCAUUUAGUGGCGUAUUUUUAUUAUAGAGGGGAGUUGGUCAGUGCUAUCAAGCAUAUUGAGAUGGAAGAAUGUUUUGUUAACAAGGUGGAACUUAACUGGCUCUCCCGCCAAAUAGCACCAGGCGCCAGCGCCUCUCUUUCCAUAACCACAAACGAAUUAGCCCUCUGCGGCCUCUCCGUGUUGGACUCGGCCUCGCGCUGGCUGGCCCCCGUGCCUUCAGCCAAAGAGUCCAUCAUGGAGCAGCUGAGGAAUAUCAUCGAUAGUCAUAGGAACUUAACGGAGUAUGAUGCGAAUGGAAAAUGCUUUCUGACAUCAGACGAAGAAGUUCCCACUGCCGGCUCCGUUCUCACGCACUUGGCGGAGGGCGGAGUGCGCGUGGCCGGCGGCGCGGGCGCGGGGCACGCAUGCGCACAAGCGCCGGCGCCGGCGCCGCUGCUCGAACAUAUGCAGCCUAGGACGGACUUUUCGGAGGCCUGGCUGUGGCGCCUAGUGGCAGUUGGCGUGAACGGGACAGUAAUAACCAGCGCACGUGCCCCGGACUCUAUAACACGUUACGAGGCCACCGCGCUUUGCGUGUCAAGAAACGGCCUCGCUGUGUCCCCACCGGCCUCCUUACAGGUGUUCCGUGAAUUCUUUAUCCAUUCUGAUGGACCGAAGCGACUUAAGCGAGGAGACUCGACGAUUAUUCAAUACCGCAUCUUCAACUACCUUUACGAGUCCCUUAAUAUCGAGAUUCAAGUACUAGCUGAUCCGCACUUAGAAGUGCCAGACCGUACCGAGGUGGCGGCGAUGCCAGCUCGUGCAAGCGUGACGCGGCGCGUGACGCUACGCGCUGCGCUGCCAGGAUCAGCACGCCUCGCUAUACGCGCGCGUGCACCUGCUCAAGGAGUCAGUGACGAGAUAAUCAUCCAGAUACAAGUGGAUCCAGAGGGUGUUCCAGCUCAGGACUAUCAUUCUGCUCUACUCUGUGGACCAGGUAGUGAAGUAUCCAGCACGUCUGAGGUGUCCUGGUCCUGGCCCAAAGUUGACGCCAUACCCGGCUCUGAAUCUGUCACCGUUUGGGCCAUAGGGGAUAUCGCUGGACCAUUACUCGCUGAUGCAGAUUCCCUAGUGCUACUGCCGCGAGGUUGCGGAGAACAGAACAUGGCUCGACUUGCCACCAACCUUCUGGCCCUCAAACAGUUGGACCCUAAGAGUCCAGCAGCUUCAUCUGCUAAAGAACACGUAGCCAGAGGUUUCACUCGUCAGCUUCAAUACACGCAUCCAUCGGGUGGAUUUAGCGCAUUUGGCGCCUCAGAUGAUCCAUCCACCUGGCUCACCGCCUUCACUCUUAGAUAUCUAAGGAAAGCCCAUGAGGUGAUUUCACCGGGCAUGCCCCCGCCGCCGGCGCUGCGGCGCGCGGAGCGCUGGCUGAUGUCGCAACAAAUGGAGAACGGUUGCUUUAGAAACGAGGGGCAGGUAUUCCAUCGGGAGCUCAAGGGUGGACUCAACGAAGACGGCGAAAUCGCCAACGUAGCGCUAACCGCCUACGUGAUCACCUCCUUAGUAGAAGGAGUCUCAGAUCUCCCCUACAAAGUCCUCAAGAACACCCUCCACUGCCUCCGAGCAUUACCCCCCUUGAAGACUAAGUCACCGAACAGGGUCUACGCCCACGCUGUUCUAGCUUACGCGUUUAUGAGACUGAGGAGGUAUGAAGAGGAAUUGAGGAAGAGCAAUGAGGCGAGUCCGGGGGUGGAGGGGUUGGAAGACGACGAGGAUAUUAGGGAGUUGGUCGAGCUGAUGAGGAUGGCGAGAAGGAAGGAGGAGUUUGUUUGGUGGGAGACGAGCAGUCUCGCGACGUCAGUAGAAGCGACGGGCUACGCGCUGCUCGCGCUCACCUCGUGUCCCCCCGGCGCCGGCGCCGGCUGCGCGCAGGACGCGCGCGCCGCCACGCGCUGGCUGUCCGCGCGACGCAAUGCGCAGGGCGGGUUCGCUUCUACACAGGACACCCUAGUGGCCCUAGAAGCGCUAACCGCCUGGACAGCCUCGCAACCACCUGCGCCGACGCACCUCACCGUAACAGUCAAGAGCGGGAGCGCGACAUCAAGCGUCCUGCUCACGCCUGAAGCUAAAGUGCCGGAGCUUAUGAAGAUGCCGGUGGGGAAGUUGGAAGUGAAUGUGGAAGGAUCCGGAUGCGCGUUGAUCCAAGCCACACGCGCCUACCACACUCUUACACCGGUAUCCAGCAACAGCCUUCUAUCUGUACAGGUAUCGGUGCGCACCGAUGGCGCUUUUAACUGUGACAACGGCACCAACUGCUUCUGUGCUGCUGUUGUUGAGGCCUGUGUGGUAUGGACGGGUGAGUUCCCAGAGAUGGCGCUACUGGAUAUCACGCUGCCCGGCGGCUUCGGCGCAGACGCUGCGCUUCUCUACGCUCAGCUGCAGAAGACUGACACACUUCUCCGUCGUAUCGAGUUGUCCCCAAGCGCGGGACGCGCUACGCUGUACCUUGCAGCUCGUGGCGGUCGCCUGUACGGAGCUCAUCGGUGCUUCACAGUGAAUGCCGUAGGACCGGCGGCAGCUACCAAACCGGCUUAUGUCAGGGUUCAGGAUUAUUAUAUACCAGCGCAUAAUGACACGCAGAUGUACACGAUACCUGAAGAUUGUCCAUCGAGGAUCUCACAAAGGAGCAACGACUAUCUACGUUCAGACAACUUGUUCACCAAAUCUCUAUCAGAAGACGGUGAGAUCCUGAUCAACGACGAAUUUACAUUCGAGGAUGUAUCCGAUGGCAUUCCUCUAGAAGAUCCUGUUUACGAUAAUCUUAUAAAGAAAAGCGCGAAAAAUAUAGAUGAAAAUAAACCCAGUAACAUAGAAGAAGAUAAUCUGACAAAGAAAGAUGAGACAGAAAAUACAAAUACAAAGCAAAAAGCCAGUAACUUAGAAGUCGAUAAUGAAAGGAAAUCUAUUAAAUUAGAAUCUGAAAAUGAAAUCAUUACAAUUGAUGAUAAAAUUGAGAGGAAUUUUGAAAAUAUAGAUGAUAGUAACGUUAAUCCAGGAUUAAACAAUAACACUAACGUAGAUACACCAGUUGAUUCAGAAACAGAACUUCCAGAAAAGAAAGAAGUAAAAACAGAGCAUAGAAUAGAAAUAAGAGAUGAUACUAAGCAAGAAGCAGAGGUAGAUAAUCCGAAGCUAUCUAGUUUCCAUGUAGUAAAUUCGGAGAAAGAUCUGGAUGUUCCCGAAGGGAUUGAAGGACCGGUGCCUGUGGUUGUAUUGCCACCUCCGAAUUUCGUAUCAGUUCCUCCUAUUACGGCACCUAACGCAGCCUACCCGUCUGUCCAAGCCAACCCAAAGGCCUUCAGCUACUCACCCUACAGUUACUACAUCUAUUCUGGACCUAGGCAUAGAUACGUUUAUAAGCGUUAGACUGAUAGUUUUAAAUUGUGAGUAGGUCCCUUCUAUUCUUCAGUAAAAUCUUGGCUAGAGUUCUUUAUCAGGACAAAGAAAGAACUCGUGUCGUCUACUGAACUACUAGGUAUUAAAAUUAGCGCCAUCUAACGAUUACAUUGUGUACUUAAAUAGGCACCAAGUUCACGACUGUGAACUGUUUAUUGUUUAGUUCAUCUGAAGCUACUUAGAUGUCGCUAAAUAUAACUAAAUGAUAUUCGGUUUCCGGGAAGAUACGUUACAUAAGGAUUAUAUGUACCUACCUGAUUAAGUUUAAAAUAUGGUAUUGAAUAAGGAGAACUUGUCCUUUACUAGUAAAUACUUAAUUUAAGAAUAUUUAUUAAUAACCUCAGUGGAUUUCUGAAGUUCACAAGAGCUCUUAGACAUAAGAAACAUUGUGAAUCCGCCGCCCUUGUAUGAAGGCUGUGAUUAAACGAUUUUAUACCGA